ACUUUGUUUCCUCGUAAUUGUUUCUGCUACGACGUCACCUCUGAAUCUCCCGGUACCCUCAACCAAACACGCGCAGAGCCAUGCGCGGCUCACUCGGUCUCGCGCAGCGAGCAUGGUCUAGCACAGGGAACGGAGCUCUCUUUUCCAAGAUAUCCUCAGUUCGACCUCUUCCAUCGAGAACACAGCAGAUCAUCUCCUUACCAAGUCUUAAACCGCAAAGAAGUCCACAUACGACAGGGCUUCGCGCAAGAUCCUUAAUAGACCGCGAACCAUCAGUCAAUUCAAUACAGAAACGCGUCUUUUCAUUAUCGCGAGCAUUGAGUGAGGAGGGAAAGGCGCCACCGCCUCCACGUCACCGGCCUUUAUCGUAUAAAGAGGAGCUAGAACAGGAAGGCAAGACAAACCCCGAGGAUGCAGAGGACAACCGAGACGGACUAGACCAGGACUUUCAGAAAUCUGAGAAGGCAUCGCAAGCAGCAAAAGUUGAUCUCACCGCUAGACUGAGCAAAGAUGGAAGCAAAGGUGGACAAAGCCAGUUAUGGCGAUUGAUAAAAGUUGCUAGACCGGAAGCGAAGACUCUUGGAUGGGCAUUCCUUUUUCUACUCAUAUCUUCUGGAGUAUCCAUGUCGGUCCCCUUCUCAAUUGGAAAGAUUCUCGACAUUGCUACCGGCCAAGGAGAAGACGGCAAGACACUACCUUUCGGUCUCGAUAUGACCACUUUCUACCUAGGCCUCGGUGCUGUACUUGCCUGCGGUGCUGCUUCAAACUACAUGCGUAUCAUCAUACUGCGAAUUGUCGGAGAGAGAAUCGUAGCACGUCUUCGUUCUCGCCUCUAUCGCAAGACCUUUGUUCAGAAUGCCGAGUUCUUUGACGCAAAUCGUGUCGGUGACCUGAUAUCUCGCCUAGGUUCUGAUACCGUCAUCGUUGGGAAGAGUAUCACUCAGAACCUUUCCGACGGACUGCGCUCAAUAGUCAGUGGAACGGCUGGUUUUGUCAUGAUGGGAUGGGUCAGCUUGAAGUUGACAGGAGUCCUUGCUCUGAUUGCUCCUCCAGUGGGCAUAAUCGCAUUCUUAGCUGGAAGGAGGUUGCGUGAGCUAAGUCGGAGGAUUCAGAAGAGCCUUGGUACUUUGACAAAGAUUGCAGAGGAGCGGCUAGGCAACGUGCGUACUAGCCAAGCUUUCGUCGGAGAGAUUGAAGAAGUCGGGCGGUAUAACAAGCAAGUGAAGAAGAUCUUCGAGCUUGGCAAGAAAGAAGCCCAAGUUGCCGCAGGCUUCUACGGCAGCACUGGUCUGAUGGGCAAUCUUACCAUCUUGGCUAUUCUGUCGAUCGGAGGUGGAAUGGUCAAGAGUGGAUCAAUCACCAUCGGAGAGCUGACAUCGUUCUUGAUGUACACGGUCUACGCGGGCAGCAGUAUGGUGGGUCUUUCGGGCUUCUAUGGCGAGCUUAUGAAGGGUGUUGGAGCCGCAAGUCGACUAUUCGAGCUCCAGGACAGGAAUCCCACAUUGUCACCGACAACCGGACUCCCAGUCAAAUCGGCAAAAGGAGACAUUGUGUUCAAGAACGUUUCAUUCAGCUAUCCAACCAGACCCGCUGUAACCAUCUUCAAGGACCUUGACUUCACGAUCAAGGAAGGCACCAACAUUGCCAUUGUGGCCCCAAGUGGCGCCGGAAAAUCGACCGUAGCAAGCUUGCUUCUGCGCUUCUACACACCAAACACCGGAACCAUCGAGAUCGAUGGGAAGGAUAUUACAAGUCUCAACGCAAAACAGCUCAGAAGAAGGAUCGGCUACGUAGGACAGGAACCAGUUCUCUUCUCCGGCACCAUCGCAGACAACAUCUCCUACGGCAAGCCCCACGCCACCCGUGCCCAGAUCGUAUCCGCCGCUCGCAGGGCCAAUUGCCAAUUCAUCAGCGACUUUCCCGACGGCCUAGAAACCCACGUCGGCGCCCGCGGCACCCAGCUCUCAGGCGGCCAAAAGCAGCGCAUCGCCAUCGCGCGUGCCCUCAUCAAGGAGCCCGACAUCCUCAUCCUCGACGAGGCAACCUCUGCCCUCGACGCCGAGUCCGAGACGCUCGUCAAUCAGGCCCUCGCCCGUCUGAUUCGCGGCCACAACACGACCAUUAGUAUUGCGCACAGGCUGUCCACGAUUCAGCGCUCGGACGUGAUUAUCUGUCUUGGUGCGGACGGCCAGGUUGCGGAGCAGGGCAGCUAUAGGGAGCUGACUGCGAAUCCGGACGGGGCGUUUAGUAAGUUGAUGGAGUGGCAGCGCACGGGUGGUGAGCAGGCGCAGACGACGACGACGACGACGACGCCGAAGCCGAGUGAGGAGGAGGAGAUUGAGGAGGAUCUGCAUGAGCGGGAGGAGGCGGAGGAGGAGGAGGAGGAAGUUGUUGAAGAGAAGCGGCGAUGAGGCCCCAUGGCAUCAUGACUGUCUCGAUGGCUUUGGCAGUCAGCCUCUAACGGCGUAAGGGGCGUUGAAUAAAUUGGUCCGCAUGGCUGGACUGUAAGACCAAAAUCCCCGUCCACAUUAAGACGCGGCCUGGCA
This is a messenger RNA of Pseudovirgaria hyperparasitica, 2546 nucleotides long. RefSeq lists its product as uncharacterized. The coding region runs from base 81 to 2411 and encodes 776 amino acids. The transcript has 2 exons. NCBI's taxonomy places the organism in Eukaryota, Fungi, Ascomycota, Dothideomycetes, Acrospermales, Acrospermaceae. The record is from RefSeq and is a predicted model, not a curated record. Gene Ontology annotation, biological process: transmembrane transport. Gene Ontology annotation, molecular function: ATP hydrolysis activity; ABC-type oligopeptide transporter activity; ATP binding. Gene Ontology annotation, cellular component: membrane.